GCCCAGUCUCUCCUCUUUCCCCUCUGACCCUCUUCCAGAUAAUCUGACCGCCGUGUAAACCUUCGCGGUUUAAUAUUGUGCAACUUCCACCUCUCGCUCGCCCUCCGACCCAGCCCCCUCCCCCGAAUCCAGGGGAACUCCCGCUGCCCCGCGUUUAUUAGGAGCUGCGGGCUCCUGCCUCUCACUCGCCCUCUGCUCUGCUCAAACUCGGCUGGUGGGCGAGCCUGCUUCUUCCUCUCCGUCAGCCCUGGGCAGAACUUCCGUCUCUCUCCAGCCAUGCGUCUCCUUGUAAUUCUGCUUUUCGCGCUCUGGUCUGCAGCGUUGGCCGAGGACUCGGAUGACUAUGAGCUCAUGUAUGUGAACAUGGACAACGAAAUAUUCAAUGGACUCCAUCCCACUGAAGACCGUUGUGAAACAGCCAUUUUAUUCCCAAUGCGUUCCAAGAAGAUUUUUGGAAGUGUGCAUCCAGUGAGGCAAAUGAAGCUUGAGUCUUUUAGUGCCUGUAUUUGGGUCAAAGCCACGGAUGUAUUAAACAAAACUAUCCUGUUCUCCUAUGGCACAAAGAAGAAUCCAUAUGAGAUCCAGUUAUACCUCAGCUACCAGUCCAUAGUGUUUGUGGUGGGUGGAGAGGAGCACACACUGGUUGCGGAUACUGUGAUUUCCCUGGGAAAGUGGACCCAUCUGUGCAGUACCUGGAAUUCAGAGGAAGGGAGCGCAUCCCUGUGGGAAAAUAGUGAACUGGUGGCUACCACAGUAGACGUGGCCACAAAGCAUGUUGUUCCCGAGGGAGGAAUCCUGCAGCUUGGCCAAGAAAAGAAUGGCUGCUGUGUGGGUGGGGGCUUUGAUGAGACAUUAGCCUUUUCUGGAAGACUCACCGGCUUCAAUAUCUGGGACCGUGUCCUCAGCGAGGAAGAGAUAAGAGAGACUGGAGGAGCAGAGUCUUGUCAGAUCCGGGGAAAUGUUGUUGGGUGGGGAGUUACUGAGAUUCAGCCACACGGAGGAGCUCAGUAUGUUUCCUAAGUGCUGUGAAACUCUACUUGAAGCCAAAGAAAGAAACUCGCAUUCUAAAUAUAUGCCAGUGGGGAAAGUCUGAAAACCUCAGUGCAUAAUAAGAACACUGUGACUAAUGAAGGAGAGAGUUGAGAUUGGUCUUUAUUUAUCUUGGCGAAAUGAUAAAUAAAUAGUCGAAGGUAGGACAUUGGAGAAAGCUUUUGGGGAUAUUGUUACUAGACUUUAUGCCGUAGUGCUUUCAGAUUAAUGCAGUGUUUCUGUCAGAUAAACUUUCAAAUAAUUAAAAAAGACUGUAUUCUUGAACAGAAGGACAAUUGUUUUACUUUUCUUUGGUUAAUUUUGUUUUGGCCAGAGAUGACUUUUACAUUGGAAGAAUCACAAAACAAGAUUUGUUGUCCACUGUUUGUUCUUGUUGGUAUGUACCUUAUUAUAAAAAAUGAUGGAAAGGUAUUUAUACUAUAGAGUGACUUACAAACCUAUGUGUAGUUUAUGUGCUAUGAUCAAAAGUCACAUUUUUGAGAAGAUAGCUGUAUAAGUUAUAUUGUAAA
Messenger RNA from Fukomys damarensis (Damara mole-rat), 1559 nucleotides. It is a transcript of the gene Ptx3, whose product is annotated as pentraxin 3. NCBI's taxonomy places the organism in Eukaryota, Metazoa, Chordata, Mammalia, Rodentia, Bathyergidae. The transcript is spliced from 2 exons. Gene Ontology annotation, biological process: innate immune response. The coding region runs from base 277 to 1020 and encodes 247 amino acids. The record is from RefSeq and is a predicted model, not a curated record. Gene Ontology annotation, molecular function: complement component C1q complex binding.